AUGAAAUCUCAGCUCUACAUUUUUGUUUUUAUAUGCACGUGUAACAGAAUUCUUCGUCCUACAAUGAUAUUUCAAAAUAAAAAAUUGCUGCCUCCAUCUAUACUAAAUACUAUUAUGGCUAAUGGAAGUUUUAUGAGGCAUUCCUUUGAUGCUGAAAUGUGUCAUUAUCCAAUGAAUUAG
This is a messenger RNA of Clunio marinus, 180 nucleotides long. The record is from the annotation of a GenBank genome assembly. NCBI's taxonomy places the organism in Eukaryota, Metazoa, Arthropoda, Insecta, Diptera, Chironomidae.